CAAAGUUUCCCGCCAAUCUCUUGACUUAAUUCACUCAGCAAAUAAAAACAAAAUAAAAAAACCACCAUUUUAAUCUUUGUAAUUUAUCUUAUCAGUUAUAUUAGAAUUAUUUAAAAAUGGGUAUUUUGGGAUUAUCAAAGUUAAUAGCAGAUAUUGCACCUCAUGCUGUGAAAGAAAUGGAGAUAAAGAACUAUUUUGGCCGCAAAAUCGCUAUUGAUGCAUCUAUGAGUCUAUAUCAAUUCCUGAUUGCCGUGAGAAGUGAAGGUGCGCAAUUGACAUCUGUCGAUGGUGAGACCACAUCACAUCUAAUGGGAACAUUCUACCGCACAAUCAGACUUGUGGAGAAUGGUAUAAAACCAGUUUAUGUUUUUGAUGGGAAACCACCAGAGUUAAAGUCGCAUCAGCUAAAUAAAAGAGCAGAGAGAAGAGAAGAGGCUGAGAAGGAAUUACAGAAGGCUACUGAAGCUGGUGACCAAUCCCAAAUAGAGAAGUUCAACCGGAGGCUGGUGAAGGUGACGAAACAGCAUAGUGAGGAGGCUAGACAGCUCCUCAAGUUGAUGGGCAUCCCUGUUGUGGAGGCACCCUGUGAAGCUGAGGCACAAUGUGCAGCACUGGUAAAAGCAGGCAAAGUGUAUGGAACGGCCACAGAAGAUAUGGACGCGCUGACCUUUGGCGCUGAUGUUUUACUGCGCCACAUGACGUUCUCCGAGGCGAGGAAAAUGCCAGUCCAGGAAUUCCAUCUGAGCAGUGUACUGAAAGGCCUCGAACUGGAGUAUAAGGAGUUUAUAGAUCUCUGCAUAUUACUCGGCUGUGACUACUGCGGUUCCAUCCGGGGGAUCGGGCCGAAGCGCGCCAUAGAGCUGAUCCGGCAACACCGGUCGUUAGAUGAAGUGCUGCGGAAUAUCGACACUACCAAGUAUCCACCGCCAGAGAACUGGGACUACGAGGAGGCGAGGAAGCUGUUUUUAGAACCUGAAGUGCGGAAUCCCAGUGAGAUUGAGAUCAAAUGGACGGAUCCUGAUGAGGAAGGUCUGGUGAAGUUUCUGUGUGGAGACAAGCAGUUCAAUGAGGAACGAGUACGGAACGGCGCCAAGAAACUGAUGAAAGCAAGAACUGGCACCACGCAGGGCAGGCUUGAUGGGUUCUUCAAGGUACUAUCAACAACACCAAAUCCUAAACGCAAAGCCGAAGAAGAGAAAAAGAGUGCAGCUAACAAGAAAGCGAAGGUCGGGGGACGGGGUCGCCGACCCAAGUAAUAACUGAUGAUUUAUAAGUACAUAUCAUGUGUGCUUUGAAGAUAAUUCAAAGAGCAAAUCUCAAUUUAGGAUUUAUUAAUGAUUCGAAAUGUUGAAGUUGAAAAAGUAAGUUCUUGGCUCAUCAAAUGGCAAGUUUUGAUUAUAAUAGUACUUUGUUACCUUCUAGAAAAGUCUAGAGGUUGGCUGUACUAACCAAAUUAUAAUUUAUUAGUUUUUGUACGCGACUUUGUGACUUACGCGUGGAUUUUAGAAUAUUACCCUCUUUAGUGGUUGAAUUUUCAAAUUCUUAUUGUCUAUGCUAUAUAAAGAACCUAUCUGCAAAAUUUUAGAUUUUGGUUUCAGUGUUUCGGCUGUGCCUUGAUAUAUAAGGUCAGUCAGUCGAUCAGUCACUCAGCAUCCUUUUUUUUUUAUUUAUAUAGAUGAUAAAUACGAGACUAACAGCAGAUGCCAGGACAAGUUCUUAACUCGGUGCAAAUUAUAGUUGUCUCUUUUCCAUUUUUUAUGUAAUUUAGAAUGGCAAACUGAUGGCUUAUACUGAUGUUUCCAACAGGUGAGCUAUCAUACUUUUUGCAAAAUUAAAAAAAAAGCUAAUGAGAGUGUCAUUCAAGAACGAAAUUUUCAUCUCCAAUUUUUCCGAUAUUCAUUCCGUCUUAAUUUCUUUUUUAAUGAUACGAUAAUGUUUGUAAAAAAUCUGUUUUGUUUUUUUGUUACUACGACGUUAUAAUGAAACGUUUCUAAUGUUAAUAUACUUGACAGUAGGAGUGGGUAAUAUAUAAGAAUAUCUAUUUAUUUCGAUUGCAAUAACUAUAUAUUGGUCUAAUAACCAAUAUGUUAAAUCGUCAUAGUCGAAGAAUACUGGCGGAUCUGACGAAUAUUACAUAUAAUGAUCCGUCAGUAUUCUACGACUAUGACGAAAUAUCUGUUAUCCAACAUACAAUAUGGAUAUAAAGAAUCCAAAUUGAAAUAAAUAUAUAAUAAAUAUCCGACCAGUAUGUGCGAUUUCAAAUGGAUAAUGACCAUUUUUUCGUCAUCAUUAUCGACAGGAAUUCAAUAUAAAGAUAUCUCAACGGUACGGAUAUUACCCAUGCUUACUUGAUAGAUAUAAUAUUAGUAUGUCAAGUGUGACUAAGUUGAACAAUUGUAUAAUCACAGUACACUUAUGAUAUGAUCACUAUAAUUAUAUUUUCAGUAAAUUUAACUAGUGAUAAGUUUUAAAAUCGCUUCUCUAGCUAUAUAUAUAUAUAUAUAUAAUGUUAUGAUUUUUUAUACAAACUGAAAUUAAAGUCAUUUACUCCAAAAACCGUUAACUGUAUGAUCUACUGUAGUUAAUAAGUACAGUAAAUUUUCCCAACUCUAUUAUUCUUUGAAGAUCUUAAAUAUAUUGUAUGAAGCUUUACUCUUUACAAUGAAUGCCUGAAAAUACUUUAAAAAAAUAGUCUAUCUAUGGAGAAAUAGCAUCGUGAAAAUUUACAGUGCGUAUUAAAUAAUAUAAUUCAUAUCAAAAACGUAAAUCUUCAAGAAAAUAUUUAUUAGUUUUAUCACUUUUUAAAAUUAAGAUUUUCCCUUGUAAGACAUGAAAAUUAGUAUACAUGUUUUGUUGUUUUUAUAUUAAUUAUGGUGUAAGUUACGUAACAUAAAUCCGUAGACUACAAAAUUACAUCCUAUGUCAACCUGUAACUGAAAAUAAUAUUAUACAGCCGGUCUGCAAACAGAAUCUCUUAUUUCCGUUUUGUUGUAUAACCACAUUAUCAUGUUAAUAAUAAUGAUCUGACGAUGUAAUGUAGCUACAUUCUGUUCUAAUAAAUAAUAUGAUUACA
Molecule: messenger RNA, 3073 nt
Organism: Galleria mellonella (greater wax moth)
Lineage: Eukaryota; Metazoa; Arthropoda; Insecta; Lepidoptera; Pyralidae
Gene: Fen1
Product: flap endonuclease 1
Exons: 8
Coding region: 117-1256 (379 amino acids)
Cellular component (GO): nucleus
Molecular function (GO): 5'-flap endonuclease activity; DNA binding; 5'-3' exonuclease activity
Source: RefSeq, a predicted model, not a curated record